This is a messenger RNA of Amaranthus tricolor (Joseph's coat), 1933 nucleotides long. RefSeq names its product acyl-coenzyme A thioesterase 2, chloroplastic. Gene Ontology annotation, biological process: acyl-CoA metabolic process. Gene Ontology annotation, molecular function: fatty acyl-CoA hydrolase activity. The transcript is spliced from 5 exons. Bases 315 to 1628 code for a protein of 437 amino acids. Lineage: Eukaryota; Viridiplantae; Streptophyta; Magnoliopsida; Caryophyllales; Amaranthaceae. The record is from RefSeq and is a predicted model, not a curated record.
CUAAAAUCAAAUCAAACACCAAAAUGUACUCAUAUUUCAGUCUAGACCGAACCUUAUUUAAAAUAUAACCGAACUAGAUUGAUUAUUGGGUUUGGUUUUUCGCGAAAUUAGAUACGAACUUCUUUAAUGCUUCAACAGUUCAACUAACCUCCAUUUAUGAUUGAACCAAAAUCCCAACAAAAAUUGUACCUGCAACAUCACCUAAUCUUCUUUCGAAAGCCUCACAUCUUCAAAUCUUAGGAAAAAUCUUAACUUUGAUCAAGUUGAACAUUAAGUGUUCGACGAAUUGCUUCAAAGAAAGAGAUUUGUGAAAAAUGGAGAAUUCUGAAUUAUCAUCAACAAAUUUUAUAUCAGUUUUCUCAAAUUUGCCAAAACCAUUUGAGAAUAAUAGUGAAGGUGAUGGAAAUCAUAAGCCUUUGAGUUUGUGGCCUGGAAUGUAUCAUUCACCAGUAACAAUUGCAUUAUGGGAAACAAGGUCUAGGAUAUUUGAAGUUAUGAAUGACCCUUCAAUUGAUCAUCCUCCGCAAACCCAACUGCUAACCAAGACUCCUUCUCAAUCUAGAAUGACUGUUUUGUAUAAUUUUUCUUCUGAUUUUAUUCUAAGAGAACAGUAUAGAGAUCCUUGGAAUGAGAUGAGGAUUGGGAAAUUACUUGAAGAUCUUGAUGCUCUUGCUGGUACUAUCUCUGUCACGCAUUGUUCUGAUGAUGACUUCACUACAAGGCCAUUGUUGCUAGUUACGGCUUCUGUUGACAGGAUUGUUUUGAAGAAGCCAAUCAGUGUAGACAGUGAUUUGAGGAUUUCUGGCUCAGUCAUAUGGGUCGGGAUGUCCUCAAUUGAGAUUCAACUGGAUGUUAGUCAGGCCACUGAAGGCUCUUCUGCUUCAGAUUCAAUUGCGCUUACAGCUAACUUUAUUUUCGUGGCCCGGGACUCAAAGACACGGAAAGCUGCUCCAGUUAACAGGCUCUCUCCUGAAACUGAAAAGGAAAAACAAUUAUUUGAAGAUGCAGAAGCAAGGAGCAAAUUUAGGAAAAGAAAAAGAGGACAAAAUCAAAGGUAUUAUUCUGAUGGGGAAGUACAUCGAUUAGCAGCUCUUUUAUCUGAAGGGCGCAUCUUUUGUGAUAUGCCAGCGCUGGCAGAUAGAAAUAGCAUUCUUUUGAGGGACACCCGUCUUGCAAACUCUUUGAUAUGCCAGCCUCAGCAGAGAAACAUUCAUGGUAGGAUCUUUGGAGGGUUUCUGAUGCACAGAGCAUUUGAGCUUGCUUUCUCUACCGCAUAUGCAUUUGCAGGCGUGAGGCCAUCCUUUCUUGAAGUUGAUCAUGUUGACUUCUUGAAACCUGUGGAUGUUGGUGAUUUUUUGCGUCUCAAAUCAUGUGUCCUCUACACUGAAGUGGAAGAUCCAGAACAUCCUCUAAUAAAUGUCGAGGUUGAAGCUCAUGUUACAAGGCCUGAACUCAGGUCAAGUGAGGUUUCCAACACAUUCUACUUCACAUUCACCAUUUGUCCAGAAGCAAAAGCAGACAAAAACAAAAUCAAUAUUCGCAACGUCGUAACAGCCACAGAAGAAGAAGCACGUCAUAUCUUAGAGCGAAAAGAUUCGAAGGCCUUGCAAGGUAUUAAAGUGUGCUAACAAAGGAGUUGCUAUAAUUUUUUAAAGAAUUAUUGUAGUAUAUUGCAGAAAACUGAAGUUUAUGCUAUGUCAUCCAUUAAAUUAUUUGUCUUGCUCUUUAAAAUAUUAUGAUGCUUCUGCAUUCUGAUAUCAUUCACAUGUAAUUGUGUAAGUGCAGAAAUAAUAUAACAGAACCAUUUUCUUUUGCCAUUGAAUUAUUAAGAAGGUAAACCAUGUGUAUAAAUUGUAUGCAGCUGCACAUGAUAUUGGAUCAGCUCUUUAUAUUUUAGGAAUAGAAAGGAAAUGCAUUUGUCCCCUUGUUACAA